Messenger RNA from Lathyrus oleraceus (garden pea), 981 nucleotides. RefSeq lists its product as uncharacterized. The record is from RefSeq and is a predicted model, not a curated record. The transcript has a single exon. NCBI's taxonomy places the organism in Eukaryota, Viridiplantae, Streptophyta, Magnoliopsida, Fabales, Fabaceae. Bases 1 to 981 code for a protein of 326 amino acids.
AUGUAUGUCCCAGCUGAAACUAAUGGAUCUUCAUCACCAACGUCUAGGGCAAAUGCACCAUUUCAAAUUAUCAACAUGGCAAAUCUGGUUUUGGAUGUUGCCCCUCUAUCCAUGGUGCAUCCCCCUCCCCAGAAGAAAGCUACACCUUCUGUGUCAAAAAUUGUCAAGACUUCUUGUAAGUCUUCCGAACCUAUAAUCCGUAGUAAAGAUAAAAAUGUUGUUGAGGAAGAAUCUAGGUUUCAAGGUUCUGAUUUAAGAAACCCUAGUAUGCAUGAUGACGACUCUGAAAAUCCCAUGGAAGUAGAAAGAAGUGCAACUGAUAAAGAACUUAGGAAGUUUGUUGCAUUUGUGUUAAAGGAAGUAAACUCAUAUGUUUUGCCAGAUGUUCAAACAUCUUUGGAAAAAGAUCCAAGCCCUGACAAUGUCUCUAGUGGAAAAACUGAGGAAAGUGUUCCUGAACAUGCUACUCGUGAGAGAAGAAGUAAAAAGAAAGUUGAGCUUGUUGUCAAUGUUGAAGAACUUACUUCUGAUGAAGAACCCCUUACAAACACAGUUACCCCUGGUAUUGCCAAGAGACUGCAGAAAUGCAAAGAAAAGACUGUUGUUUUUGAAGAUUCUCCCUCCAGAGAAGUGAAUAGAAAAGGUGAUAGUUUGAAAGGUACUCCUUCUAGAAGCUCCAUAGGAAAAUCUCAUAUUGGACCCACUAGGUCAUGGAGUAAAGUUGUUACCCCUACUAGAAAGAGGGAAGUUAUCUCUUCUAGUAAAUUCGAGUUUGAUGUUGAACAGGAUGUCCAGGACAUCACCCCUAUAAAAAGAUUUGCUAACAAGAAACCUCAUGAUGCUAGGUUGAAAACUCCAUUGGACAAUGCUUCUUUACAUUAUGUAAAGAAUUCAGAAAGGUGGAAGUAUGUCAUUCAAAGGAGGGUAGCCCUAGAAAGGGAAUUGGGAAAGGAUGUCCUUAAGUGUAAGGAGGUCUGUUAG